Molecule: messenger RNA, 2529 nt
Organism: Angiostrongylus costaricensis
Lineage: Eukaryota; Metazoa; Nematoda; Chromadorea; Rhabditida; Metastrongylidae
Source: the annotation of a GenBank genome assembly
AUGUGUGUCUGUUCAUUAGAACAGGUAUGUUACUGUUUACCUAUCCGGAAAUCAGCUUUCGAUUCCUUGUGGUGUUUAGAUGCUGCUCUGGCAGCAAUGUCUAUCGACCUGGGAUCGGAAUUCAUCAAAAUAGGACUUGUUAAGCCUGGUGUACCGAUGGAAAUCGUUCUUAACAAGGAAAGCCGUCGAAAAACACCGAAUGUCCUCGUCAUCAGGAACAAUGAACGAUUGUUUGCGGAAGCUGCUGCUGCCGUUGCCACCAAAUAUCCUAAUUCCGCCUACUGGUAUAUUCUGUCCUUGCUAGCGAAGGAACGUGGCGAUCCUGAUGUUGAGCUUUAUAGAACUCGAUUCCCAUUUGCCUCUUUUACUUUUGACGAAUCAAGGAACACUGUAGUAUUUCCUUCAGACAAUGAAACUUACAACGUUGAAACACUUUUGGCAAUGAUUCUUUGGUCGGCUAAGAAGACCACUGAGGCAUUUGCCGGGCAAAGAGUUAAGGAUGUCGUGAUCACUGUGCCAAUUUUCUUCAACCAGGCAGAGCGUCGUGCACUGGUUGCUGCAUCCAGCAUUGCCGGUUUGAAUUUGUUGCAAUUAAUAAACGAUGGAUCAGCAGCUGCGCUCAACUAUGGCGUGUUUCGAAGGAAAGGGAUUACGAAUAAGCCUCAGACAAUGAUGAUUUACGAUAUGGGUGCUUCUAAGACCGUUGCCACAAUUGUGGAAUACGUUUUGGAGAAGGACAAGAGCAGUAAGAUAGGAAAUACUUCAAAUCCUGUAGUCCGAACAAUCGGCGUAGGCUACGACAGGUCUCUGGGAGGGUUCGAGAUCACGUUAAGGAUGGCAAAGCAUCUUGAAAAGAUUUUCCGUGAGACUACAAAGACUACAAGUGACAUCACGACAAACGCCCGAAGCAUGGCUAAACUGCUUAAGGAGGCUGAACGGGUUAAGCAAGUGUUGUCUGCUAACAAAUACCAUUAUGCGCAAAUAGAGAGUCUUCAUGAGGAUCAGAACUUCAGGGCCAAAGUAACACGUGAGGAACUUGAAGAAAUGAUAGCCGACAUGGAGCCCCGGGUUACACAACCCAUAAAGCAUGCUCUCAUGAUGGCUGAAAAAUCAAUUGAAGAGAUUGAUCAGUUUGUUCUUAUGGGUGCUGGUACACGGGUGCCAAAAGUUCUAGAUUUCUUAAAGACAGUUUUAAAAGAAAAGGAGAUCGGUCGAUUCUUAAAUACUGAUGAAGCCAUUGCUCUAGGAGCUGUUUAUCAAGCCGCUGAGCUAUCGAAAUCAUUCAAGGUCCUCCCAUUUGGUGUGAACGAACUAAUAAUAUUCCCCAUACAGGUCAAAUUCCUAUCAAAAAUUGAAAAUGGCAGCCUGAAAGAAACGACUCGUCAAGUUUUCGGUUACAAAUCCCACUAUCCGACUAGUAAUAAGAUUGUUACCUUCCAGUCAUACACCGAUGACUUUGAGAUUUUUCUCAGCUACGACACUUUUCGUCAUCUCACUGAAGAGCAAAGAAGGCAGUUUAGGCGUACUGAUCUAGCACAGGUUUCUGUCCAUGGACUUGGUAGCGCUGUUAAGAACAAUGGUACUUGUGCAGAAUGUGAAAUCAAGGGAGUUAAGACCACCUUUGCUAUCAACUUAUCAGGGAUUGUGUCAGUCACCAGGUCGGAUUUUGUGGUGGAGAAAAGGCCAUCUGCUGCAGAGAUUGCAGCGUAUGAUGAAGCAUUGCAACAGUAUCAUCAAGCUGAGAAAGCUCGUCGAGAAAAGGAGGAAAUUGAUAAGAAAAUGGAGCAGAAAGGGAAAGAUGUGAAGGAAGGAGGAGAAGUGAAUACAUUGGAAGAAUAUUUGAAAAAUACGCGAAAUAAAAAGAUACUGCUAAUACCGCCGGUAGAGCCCAAGGCGAAAACGUUGAAAGUCGAACUAGACACGAUCGUCAAUCAUAAGGAUGUCAAGGAUUUGACAAGUGAACAGUUAGAAUCUGCUCGAAAUAUUUUGGCGAAAUUUGAGCAUGCUGAGAACGCAAAACAUAAACGUGAGGAAGCUAUGAAUGCUCUGGAAGCAUUAGUAUACGAUCUCUCGCUAAAAAUCCAGGAGGGUGAAGUAUUUGCUGAGUAUCUGACAUCGGAAGAGAAAGAGCAGUUAACAGAAGAGUUGAAGCGACUACGUAUGUGGAUGGAGGAUGAGGUUGAUAUUAACACUUCUACUGAUGAUUUUAUUUCAAACAAGGCAAUUUUGGACAAGCUUACUGCGAGCGGACAUAGGAGAAAAAAUGAAAGGCUGAUGCUUCCGAAGGCGAUUGAAUCGCUGAACAACCUCUUAAAUCAUUCUCUUGCUUUUUAUGAUGUCGCGCUCAAUAUGACUACGUCUGAUGAUCCAGUUUUCACUACCACGGAAGUUGAGGUGUUUUACAAACUCAUUACUAGUACAAUUGAGUGGUGGAAGGAGAAGAAUUCGUCUUAUGUGGAGCAGCAAAAGCAUGAGGAUCCCGUGGUUACAACUGAAGAAUUGGCUGCUAAGAUACGUGGAGUUUCAUAA